CGUGCUCUGCACCUUUAUGAAUUAUGACCGCCACCAACUGUUCUCUCUUUUUUCACGUACACCAUUAUACAAGAUAAGUAUCCCUACAUUAAUUGCACACUGUUAUUUUCAGAUAUAUAUAUAUACAUAUACAUAUACAUAUACAUAUACUAUAUGUUUAGAGAGAGAAAGAGUUGACCUUUUAUGUAAACUUGGGUAGCUGUGUAACACAGCCUGUGUUAAUAUUUGCUGGCUUCCCACUCUCUCUUUUCAUUCACAUUCAUUGCGUUUUCUAACUUCACAUACAGUUUCUCUCUUUCUAUAUUUCCUUAAAGAAGCAAAUCAAAACGGCAUGAUCUUUUGUCGUUUUGUAAGCUAAGUGUAUAUUAACUGUCCGACUUCAUCUCAUCUCAUCUCUAUUCUUCUUCUUCUUCACAACAAGACAAAUUAAGUGGAACCAGAAGCAGAAAAAAAUUCCUUUGAUCCACUUUUAGCCAGGUUUCUGAGUCUGUGUUUCUUCCUGGCUACUUUGAUGUUUGCUUCACAGCUUUUGAGGAUUCUCCAGACUUUACCAGCUGAUGCAAACCAUGAAAUCUGAUAACCAUCCUCUGUUUUGUGAUUCAAACCUAGUCUCUGUGCAUGAUUCUAAAACAUUUGAAUGCAACAACAGCGUCCUUGACACAGCUGAAGAGAAGCCUACCAUGAAGGGAAAUCAGAACGGGAUAUUAAGUCAUUCAAAUGGUUACGAGGAGGAAGAUUCUUUAGGUUUUCCAACAAAAGACUUUGCGAAUACAAAUGUCCAUGGUCAUAGCGAAGACCCUUUGGCGCGCGACACUGAAGAUGGGAAUGAAUUCUGGAAAGUUCCUGAACUUGGUGACUCUAUAUUUUUUGAUAACAACAAUGAAAUUAAGGCUUCAAGUGUGAGGGACGAUCAAAAUGCGGACAUGUCGAAAGUAAUCGCUGACAAGAGAGGUGGAAAUCCUUUUGCCUGUGACUUUCCCUUAAGUAAUACAAAUGAAAUUGAUGUUGCAAGUGUGACGGAUGAUCAAAAUGGAGGUUUGUCUAAUAUUAUCCAUAGCAAGAGGGGUGGAAAUCCAUUUGAAUGUGAUACAAAAGAUCGAGAUCAGCCAUGGAAUAUUCCAGAAUAUGAGUGCUCCAUGAUUGUUGAUUUCCUUGAUCACAAAGAAAAUAAAACCAUAGACUCUGAUUCGCCUUUUACCUCUCACUCAGAGUUGUUUGAGAAUAACACAAAUUUAUAUAGCGAUAAAGGUGUCACCGAUCAUGAUCUGCCUGAAUUGACAGUUUGCUACAGAGAGAGUAACUUUAACAUUGUUAAAGAUAUAUGCAUGGAUGAAGGUGUACCUGCAGUGGAUAAAGUUUUAAUUGAAAGCUGGAAAGAUGAUCAACCUAGCACGUCCGUUUCUGUUGGUGCUGAUGAAGACCAGCAGAGCAACACAAGGGAAAGUGUCGAUGAGGGGUCGCUCAGUUCAUCUGUAUUGAAAGAUUCAUCUGUCGAAGACGCCAAGAAUGUCGUUGUGAGUCAUGAUAUAGAACAAGAGCAGGCUACUGUUCCAAAUGGUUUCAAUCCCUCCGCAGAAGAUAAUGCCAACAAAAAUGCUGAUAAGGAUUCUUAUCUUGAGGAUUUGAUGAUGAUUUUUGGUUCAAAAUGUAGUGCAAAUGGAAAAGCUACUAGUGCAACAGAAAAGGCAUCAUCUCCUAAUAACGUGGUUCGUUUGGAGGAGUCCAAAGUUAAUAAUUCUCAAAAAGCUAACUCUGAUGGUGAUCAUUCUGCUCUGCAACCUGAUCAGAUGCCUUCUGAGCAAGCAACUUUGAAAAGCCAGACUGCAGCGGUCUCUGCAGCUGAUGAGACAAACAACAGUGGUCCAGCUUCCAACUUAUUUCACAAUAGCAAGAAGGAAACUGGAGCUAGUAUUUUCGACUUCAACUCGACCAAGCCAGACUCCAACAAAAGCAAGGAAAAAGGUGUUGAAAAUUUGCCUGAAGAUUCUCUCAUGUCAAAGGUCAUCGCCGUUCACAAGGAUGGGAAUUAUGAUGGUCUUUCAGCUGCUAGUCAAGCUCAUAACAGUGUGGACAAUACUGCUGACAUUGUUCACCAAAAAUCCCAAAAUGGGGCUAAUCCUGAAGAUAAACUCUCUGAUAACUUUCCACCAGGUGACCAAGGUCAUUUUGCGGAUGGAGAGGCAAGUUUUUCUGUAAUUCCUGCAUCAGGUUCUAUUUCUUACUCAGGGCCUAUAUCGUAUUCUGGGAGCAUCUCUCUUCGAUCAGACGCCAGCACAACCAGUGCCAGAUCCUUUGCCUUCCCAGUUUUACAAAAUGAAUGGAAUAGCAGUCCAAUAAGAAUGGCAAAGGCAGAAAGGAGGCGUUUACGGAAACAAAAGGGUUGGAGGCAGGGCCUUCUGUGUUGUAGAUUCUAAAUUCUUUUUUAUUUUAUUUAUUCUAUUUAUAAGGAUCUUAGUGCAAAAUAUACAAAAGCUUAAAUCUUGAACAUUUUGAGUACUGUAAGUAUACAUGUUGAUAUUCUCUUAGGGGGUGGCAUGCUAUUCUUGGUAGGUUUUACAUGGCUUUAGAGUUUGUUUUAUUAAACAUGGAGGCUGCAGAUGUAAACUUUUCUUGCAUCUUUAUUUUCCUUAUACAUUCUAUCCUAUACUCAUCUACUGUUCACUUGA
Nicotiana attenuata is the source of this 2666-nucleotide messenger RNA. RefSeq lists its product as uncharacterized. NCBI's taxonomy places the organism in Eukaryota, Viridiplantae, Streptophyta, Magnoliopsida, Solanales, Solanaceae. The transcript has 6 exons. Gene Ontology annotation, biological process: regulation of asymmetric cell division. Bases 558 to 2414 code for a protein of 618 amino acids. The record is from RefSeq and is a predicted model, not a curated record.